Molecule: messenger RNA, 755 nt
Organism: Aegilops tauschii subsp. strangulata
Lineage: Eukaryota; Viridiplantae; Streptophyta; Magnoliopsida; Poales; Poaceae
Product: aquaporin PIP1-3/PIP1-4-like
Biological process (GO): transmembrane transport
Cellular component (GO): membrane
Molecular function (GO): channel activity
Source: RefSeq, a predicted model, not a curated record
GGCCACGGUCGGUCGUCUCCCUAUCCGCCUCUCUCCCUAACGCCAGACCCAAUCCGCCGCCGUCCUCUUCUCCAGUCGCACCGGCGACCUCCAACCUCAUCGCUGGCAGCCCCUCCCCUUUCCUCCUAGAUCGACUCGAGCUGCUCAUGUCGUGGCCAGAUCUGGCAGGAACUCCCUCCCUCCCACCUCGCUCCGCAUCCCGAUCCAGAUGCACACAUCGACAGAGCUUUUGGCAGCUCCUGCUCGGCUGCUCCCAUGGGCCUCUGUCUGUCCGUGGCCUACGCUCACUGCCGGGCCGUGCAGCACGACGACGCCGUCGACGUGAUGGUGCCGUGCGUGGCAGCGGCUCCAACUGCUAAGGGAUGGAUGGAUGCAGGCGGGCACAUCAACCCGGCGGUGACCUUCGGGUUGUUCCUGGCGAGAUCAUCGGCACCUUCUUCCUCGUCUACACCGUCUUCUCCGCCACCGAUGCCAAGAGGAACGCCAGGGACUCCCACGUUCCCAUCCUUGCCCCGCUGCCAAUCGGGUUCGCCGUGUUCCUGGUCCACCUGGCCACCAUCCCCAUCACCGGCACCGGCAUCAACCUGGCGAGGAGCCUCGGCGCGGCCAUCAUCUACAACAGGGAGCACGCCUGGUCAGACCACGUGAGUGAACUAAAACCGAAACUGAAUCCUAACACCCGCCUUUUCCUUUGUCUGAACUUGAAAGCAUGGCACUUGUUUUUUGCAGUAGUAGUAACUGCAGGCAUGUGGUAA